CAAGCAAACAGUGACGAAUAAAGAGUCCCUUUUGUGAAGAUGACCACGUGUUCAACUCGAGAUAUGCUAGUGAUGUCAUCCGUUUGAUAGUGCAAGCAUCUGUGUGACUACACUGUCUAGAAAUGACUAGUCGCUUGUUCAACCGGAAACUACUCAUCAUCUUUCUUUGCUGCAUUGAACCCGGCGAGCAGCCUUCUGCAAAUGGCCAUGCCUUUCUCGACACCACGUGUUUUCUUGAUGUCAUCACACCACGGCAAAACAUAAAAAACAACACAGUCGUUGUUGAAAAGGACGGCAAACUUGUGCUCAGAUGCAGUUGCUUCUCUCUCUAUUCGUCUAGUAAAGAUUCUAUAAAAUGGCUGUGCAGUAAAGCGUCGUUGCAAGACUGCGCUACGCCACGCACAAGGAGCACGAGUCCUCACGACAUUGAGAGUGUUAUGACAAUAGAAAGUGUAGAUGACAAUGUUAGUAGGAUAUGUUGCGUCAGCUCGACUUCAGAUCAUUUCUGCGUUAAUGUUACGAUCGUCUCUCCCAUCUUUCUACGAGUUGACGUCACUGUGACGUCAGAUGACACUGUGACGUCAGACGACACGGUAGAUUCAAGUAAAGAGAAUCGUGAUAGAAAAUUUCCGGUUGUUGUAAAUUGUACAGUCGAGACAGACAACGAGAACGUUCGUGACAAUGCACAGUUCAUUCCAAAAGCCGACGGUAUGACAUAUCAUGUUCAUUACUCUCAUACAAGCAGCUGGAAUGUAAAAAAUACAAGCGAGACUUUAUAUUGUAAAAGUCAGGAAAUGAAGAUGGAAGUAGCAAAUGGAAGUAUUGUAGAGUGCAAACUACAGCCCUUGGAUGGCAAUUCAUUUGGUCCAAGAGGCGAGAGUAGCACCACAUUUCGUCUGUUGUCUUCUGAGUUUCCACUUGUAACUGCAACUCCUUCUGCGACAACUAACGCUAAAACUGAAUUCACCGAUCACACUGAUACUGAUCACACUGAUCAAACGCCGGAAUCACAUUUGCCAGCUUCAGCUAGUUCUGUCAAACGAGGGACGAGUACUGUUGAAACUGGAAACAAUGAUGAAGAGUCGACGUCACAUUCGUCGACAACACAGAUGAUAUCGGAUGCAGUUAUCACUGUCAUUUGCGUCCUAGGUUUUUUCGCUGCCCUAGCCUUUCUUGCAUUAUGCUAUAGAUAUAGACGUCGAGUGUGUGGAGGUGGUACACAACAAGUGGAAAGUCAAGUCGCAGCCGGACCGCCUAGUACAACAGAACGUGAAGACGGCGAAACAUUCAGGAAACUACUAGAUAAAGGGAUACAUCAUCUAGACAGUAUAGACAAAGGGAUACAUCAUCUAGACAAAAGGAUAGAUCAUGUAGACAGAAGAGCCGAUGAGCGUCAUCUCGAGUCGACAGCUAUAAUGCUAUCGAAUGGUGCAGCUGGUGACCAAAAGAAUGAGCCGCAGCCGUCCGGAAGUUCUAAAAUAUUAGCGUGCCCGGAAAACAGCAAAAGCGUAGGCACGGACGUCUAGCUUCACUCUCAAAAUUUGCUCAAACUUUGCUGUAGAUAUGAGUUCAUGAUCAUGCAAUAGAGAUACCAGAUUGUACCCGCUGCAAGAAUGAUCGGUCUAGUAGGAUGGCCAGCAUUUGAGUGUACAUACAUAGAUAGU
Molecule: messenger RNA, 1664 nt
Organism: Corticium candelabrum
Lineage: Eukaryota; Metazoa; Porifera; Homoscleromorpha; Homosclerophorida; Plakinidae
Exons: 4
Coding region: 123-1526 (467 amino acids)
Source: RefSeq, a predicted model, not a curated record